Ceratosolen solmsi marchali is the source of this 4415-nucleotide messenger RNA. It is a transcript of the gene Alk, whose product is annotated as Anaplastic lymphoma kinase. Lineage: Eukaryota; Metazoa; Arthropoda; Insecta; Hymenoptera; Agaonidae. Gene Ontology annotation, biological process: multicellular organism development; cell surface receptor protein tyrosine kinase signaling pathway; regulation of neuron differentiation. The transcript is spliced from 21 exons. Gene Ontology annotation, molecular function: protein binding; transmembrane receptor protein tyrosine kinase activity; ATP binding. Bases 18 to 4322 code for a protein of 1434 amino acids. The record is from RefSeq and is a predicted model, not a curated record. Gene Ontology annotation, cellular component: signaling receptor complex; plasma membrane.
AGUCCGAGGAUCCGGAGAUGUGGUCGCGGGGAUUCAAGAGACUGCUGCUGCUGCUGACGCUGACGCUGGUGCCGUCGUCGGCGGCCCUGAAGGACCAGCCCUCGCCGAUGGACCUCGACCAGUGCGACUUCGAGAAGCCAUGCGGCUGGGCGUGGAACGGUACCUUCCAGGUCACCAAGGCACCCAUCGCCAACGAGAUGGCACCCACGACCGACGCCACCAAGCGCAGAAAGGGAAAAUUCUUAUGGAUGCCAGGACCGGCCGAGGGUCAGCUGCGCUCCGGAUUUAUCCGGCACACACGUUCCCACUGCUACCUCGAGCUCGCUCUUUACCAAGUCGAGAUGAAGCAUGGCCUCAUCAGCCUUAUCAUAGAGACCUUCAACAGGACGAGCUACGUGGCAGCCGAACGCGCAGGCAACAAUUUUGCCACGUGGGAGACAACCAAAUUUAACCUCGGACGCAUAAGCCAGGACUUCCGGAUCAUCCUGGAAAUCGUCGUGCCGUUCGCGAACUCGAGCAUUGGCGUGGACAGCAUACGGUUGGUCGACUGUUUCCCGGAAACGGGGACCUUCUUCCACGGCGAGUGCACCAGGACUAUGUUUCGGUGCGCGAAUGGCGAGUGUCUGAAGCGCGACCACGUGUGCGACCUUACGGCUGACUGCGCCGACGGCGAGGACGAGAGCAGCGAGUGCGAUAAAGUGCCGGAGUACGCCAAGUGUGACUUCGAAAGCGGCUGGUGUGGUUGGUCGAACGAGAUGAAUAGGCCGAUAAAUUGGACGCUCCAUCAUGGGCCGACACCGACCGAGAGGAUGGGACCCAAUAUCGAUCAUACCUAUCGCAAUUCCAGUGGAACUUACGCUUACGUGGAUAUGUCGAGGAGAGUGGAUUAUGGGAGCCAAGGAACAAUAAAUAGUCCUAUUUUUAAUCGAGCACCGCCGUAUCACAGUGAUCCAGAAAAUCCUUACUACAAAUCCUGCAAGGUGCGCUUCUUUUACCAUCAAUACGGCACGCACACGGUCGCCCUGGGCCUCUACCUCGUCCAGCUGAAGCCCCAUCAGAAUCACAGCGAGCGCAUCUGGUGGUCGUUCAAGGACAAGAGCAGCACGUGGAACAGCCAGGUGGUGCCGCUCCACGACGUGCACUACAAGUACUUCCUGCAAUUCGAGGCGAGGAAGAGUUACACAUCGAUGGGAGGCGUAGCCAUUGACGACGUCUCCCUCAGUCCCGAGUGCUUUGGAGUUGGGGUACCGUCGGAUAUUGUCGGAGAUUACAAUUACUACGAUCGAAAAACACCGGCCUGGGGCCUUAUACCACCCAAGCACCCCGACUUCAUUAACGAAACUGUUGUCCAAGUGACCAGCUGCGGCCAAACUGGCAGAAUCGGUCCGACAGCCGAGCAGUGCGCACAAUUCUAUAAUGGGACGGAGGACGUUGAGGUGCUGUCGGCCUCAUCUACGGACGAAGGGGACGCGGUGCUCCGCUUCAAAGGUAUCCAACGUUGGAUCGCACCUCGCGGUGGUUACUACACAAUAAUCGCCAUGGGCGCUCGGGGAGGCACGGGGGCCCUUACGAUGGGCAUCACCUUGGGCACGAUGGUGCGCGGCGUCGUAGAGCUCGAGAAAGGACAGCAACUGUACUUCAUCGUCGGCCAGCCCGGGACCGACGCAUGCCCUAAGAGCUUGGGAUCGAAGAACGACACUUGCCAGCAACCGAGCAGUUUCAAUACCAGCUUCGAGUACAUGUCGAUCGUUCGCCAAGUGAAGAACAUCGAGCUGAAAGACGGCGGCGGGGGUGGCGGUGGCGCUACCUAUAUCUUCACCCUGAAAGCGAGCGGCGAGCAACAGGCGUUGCUAGUGGCCGCCGGUGGUGGUGGCCUCGGGCCCACGCAGUUCCACGACGACGGUGUCCAGCAUGGAAAGGGCGCGAUGCCCUUCGACCGAAGCCCCGUCAACGGUGUCUCCUUCAAAAAGAACGCAGGCGGAGGUGGCGGUUGGAUGCCAUCGCGGAGCAACGAUUCCAGUCAAGUCGCCGAUGGCAUGGCCUUGACGAAGGGCGGCAUCGGGGGCAUUGGCUGCGGUCUCAAUCACAAAGGCUACGGUGACGGCGGCUUCGGCGGCGGUGGCGGUGGCUGCUUGUCCGGCGGCGGUGGUGGCGGAUACGCAGGUGGCGGCACCGGACACGUGGAAUCGGGCAACGGCGAGGGUGGAUACUCCUACGCCGCAUCGGAGCUGCUUUAUGUCUCGUACCUGGAGAAGGCCAACGCCGGUCCCGGUGAGAUCUUCAUAGUGCCCGCGGUCAGUGGCUGCGGCUGCAACUUCCGCUGCGUCGUUGUCGACCAGCACCUCAGCGAGACGCGCUGCCUGUGUCCGCCCGGAUGGCAACUCGGCAAUGACUCGAAAUCCUGCAUAAUGGCAAGCGAAUCGGAUGUGACGCACCAAACAUUCAUGGUAAUUCUCAUAAUCGUAAGCAUCAGCCUGGUAAUUGCCUUUUCCGGUCUCUGUCUCCUAUUAUACAACCGAUACCAAAAUCGCAAGGCUCUAUUACGCAGGCGCCAAGUUAUGUUUGGUAACGGCACUGAACUUACGGCCCUGCGAGUCGUCUCGGACAGUAUGAUGACAGAAUUCAAUCCAAACUACGAAUUCGCGGGAAAUCUCUACAGCUUCAAGGAUCUGCCCCAAAUACCUCGUGACAAUAUUGACUUGGUUAAACCGCUGGGACAAGGUGCAUUUGGCGAGGUUUUCCAAGGCUUGUACAAAUACCGUCGAAACGAGGAACAUCCGGUUGCUGUGAAGACUCUGCCCUCGUUAUCCUCGUCGCAGGCCGAGGCUGACUUCAUGAUGGAGGCACUAAUAAUGAGCAAAUUUAAUCAUCCGAAUAUCGUACAUUUCAUCGGCGUGUCUUUCGAUAAGCAUCCCCGGUACAUCGUCCUCGAGCUCCUCGCCGGUGGCGACCUUAAGAACUUCCUGCGUGAGGAGCGACCCCGACCGGACCGACCAACCACCCUCACCAUGCAAAAUCUCAUAAUGCUCGCGCACGACGUAGCCAAGGGCUGCAAGUACAUGGAAGACGCGCGUUUCAUUCACCGGGACAUAGCGGCGCGCAACUGCCUGCUCACCUCCAAGGAACCCGGUCGAGUCGUCAAGAUCGCGGACUUUGGGAUGGCCAGGGACAUCUACAGGAGCGACUACUAUAGGAAGGGUGGCAAAGCGAUGCUGCCGAUAAAGUGGAUGCCACCGGAGAGCUUCCUCGACGGUAUCUUCACCACUAAGACCGACGUCUGGGCGUUCGGUGUGCUGCUCUGGGAGAUAAUGUCCUUCGGCUAUAUGCCGUACACUGGAUGUGCUAACCGCGAGGUUAUGUCGAUGGUGACGAGCGGCGGUCGUUUGGAGAGGCCCGCCGGCUGUCCCGAUCCCAUUUACGGUGUGAUGACGCGCUGCUGGCACCCCCACCCGGAGGAGCGGCCGAGUUUUACGACCAUCGUCGAGAGGAUUGGCUAUUGCCUGCAGGAUCCAGAUGUGAUCAAUCAUCCAACGCCGAAUUACGAUCUCCUGCCAAUUUGCGAGCGUGAAAUUACUAUUAUGAGACCGGAUCCCGAAACAGAAUGUAUAAACAUGCAUUCGGACCUGGACGGUGGAGCGUACAUGCAGCCACGCCUCAACUUCCGGCCAGCGACUUAUCGCAUUGGACAGCCGCCGGGUAUAGUUUACGCGUCACUCAGACACUCAUCCGAAGAGCAGAGCAACCGCAACAACUUCCAUAGGGAUCCUCCUGUUUACAGUCCGGACGAUUCGCCGCCACGCGAGCACUUUCACACGCACACUGGUAUUCCUGACGAGCACGACCUUGACGACGUAUGUGACAAUAAGCGUGAGGAAUGCCAAAGAGACACCGAGGACGAUCCACUCAGCUCGUCGUCGACGAAUCAGGCCUCGUCGAUGAGCCCUAAUGCCGAGGGUAGCGAUGACAAAGGAGACGUCCAGCCAAAGUCGCCGCCUGCUGCUCGCCCCAACGAUCACUCCAGGAGCACCGCGACCACGGAUGCGAGCCUCGGCUCCCUUUUCACGCAGUCUUCCGGGAUGCUGCCCGAGGUCGUAUCCUCGUCGCCGAACACGCGCACCUCAUCGCCGAGUCCAGCGGGCAACGGGGACGAGAGCCCCGGCGUCGUUAACGGCAUCGUUAAGAAGAGCACCCUCAAGGCCACGCUCAGCCUGGACCCGAGCGCACUAUGCAGGGGUACGAUGUCCAACGAGAAGAUCGUCUUCUCGCCCCAAAAGCCAAAGCUUAACGAUUCCGAUGGGUCGAAGAUCAGGAAGGUUUGUUGACCGGCCAAGCGCCAAUGUCACCAAUGUUGAAGCCCCGAUCGAAUGAGCACGAACUCUAUGAUCCCCCAGGACUCGUUGGGCCGCGAGCUGCCC